Loxodonta africana (African savanna elephant) is the source of this 1362-nucleotide messenger RNA. Its product is annotated as olfactory receptor 52A1-like. Gene Ontology annotation, molecular function: olfactory receptor activity; G protein-coupled receptor activity. The record is from RefSeq and is a predicted model, not a curated record. Bases 382 to 1320 code for a protein of 312 amino acids. Gene Ontology annotation, biological process: G protein-coupled receptor signaling pathway. NCBI's taxonomy places the organism in Eukaryota, Metazoa, Chordata, Mammalia, Proboscidea, Elephantidae. The transcript has a single exon. Gene Ontology annotation, cellular component: plasma membrane.
UAGAGAUUCAUCAAAUUGAUUAAAACUCAGCUCGUAAGCAAAAUAAACAACUCGAAUUUUUGGUUAACAGAUCUGGAGGGGAAAUAACAGGCAGUUCAGCAUUUGAUCUUUUACUCAGAUGAUUUUAUUGGUUCUAAAUACAGUCAGCCUGCCAUGCACAUUGUAUCUUACUGUGACACAGUUCUGGUGGAUGCCUUCCCUGAAACAGUGACGUGACUUGAUGGAUCUUCAUUUUCCCACCAAUAAUAUGAGUGAGAUGAAUGAUAUAUUCAUAGAGUUCUACCAAAAAAAGGCAGACUAUAUAUGUCAUCUUCAUAUAAAAACAGAAAGUAGAAGACUGAAAAAGCUUCUUUUGUCUCCGUCAGAAGGCCCAAGAACCUCAUGCUCAUUUCCAACAUCACAUUCUUCAUGCCCUCUGUGUUGACACUAGUAGGGAUCCCAGGCCUAGAGUCUGUGCAGUGCUGGAUUGGGAUUCCAUUCUUUGCCAUGUACCUCAUUGCUAUGAUUGGAAACUCCUUGCUUCUGACUAUCAUAAAAUCAGAACGCAGCCUCCAUGAGCCAAUGUACAUUUUCCUCAGCAUGCUAGGAAUCACAGAUAUUACACUUGCUACCAGCAUUGUGCCCAAGAUGCUUGGAAUCUUCUGGUUUCAUAUGCCACAUAUCUAUUUUGAUUCCUGCUUGCUUCAAAUGUGGCUCAUCCACACAUUUCAGUGCAUCGAGUCAGGCAUCCUGCUGGCCAUGGCCCUGGACUGUUAUGUUGCCAUCUGUUAUCCACUGAGGCAUGCCGCCAUCUUCACCCACCAGCUAGUCACCCAAAUAGGCACUGUGGUUACACUCAGGGCUGCCAUUAUUGUAGCCCCAUGCCUAAUACUGAUAAAGUGCAGGCUUAAAUUUUAUCAUACAACUGUCAUCUCCCACUCCUACUGUGAGCAUAUGGCUAUUGUGAAACUAGCUGCAGAAAAUGUCCAGAUCAACAAGAUCUAUGGUUUGUUUGUGGCCUUCACAGUAGCAGGAUUUGACCUCACAUUCAUCACCUUGUCCUACAUCCAGAUAUUUACCACAGUUUUCCAUUUGCCCCAGAAGGAGGGAAGGUUGAAGGCACUCAAUACCUGCAUUGCUCACAUCUGUGUCUUCCUCCAACUCUACCUCCUGUCGUUCUUCUCCUUCUUCACACAUAGGUUUGGUUCUCGUAUCCCCCCUUAUAUCCAUAUCCUGUUUUCCAGCAUUUAUUUGCUGGUCCCUCCAUUUCUCAAUCCACUUGUCUAUGGCAUAAAGACCAAGCAGAUCUGCAGUCACGUGGUGAAAAUGCUUAGUUCUUAAAAUCCAUGCUAAUUGAUACAUUCAUGUUUCUUCGUGCAACAA